Molecule: messenger RNA, 982 nt
Organism: Annulohypoxylon truncatum
Lineage: Eukaryota; Fungi; Ascomycota; Sordariomycetes; Xylariales; Hypoxylaceae
Exons: 1
Coding region: 146-799 (217 amino acids)
Molecular function (GO): protein binding
Source: RefSeq, a predicted model, not a curated record
CAUCAGAGGAUUAGAAUAUUCAGAAGGUCUUUCUCUUUUCCCUUCAAUUCUCAUCAUUAGACCAUACAUAACCGAAAAGUUCCCAAUAAGCCCCUCUAGACGGAUACGACUUAAGCGACUAGGUGACCUCAGUCUUCGUCUUUAAAUGGGGAAAGAUGCGGCACCGAAGAAUUGGCCAGCAGCAAUACCGUAUCUCUUACAACCUUCCUAUGCCCCUCACAUUACGAAGCCGCAGCAGCAAAUCGUAAAGACUCGGCCUAUCGAUGUCGUAAAUGAGAUUCCGCGUGACUUUCCACGAGGACCGUCGGUUCUCGCUCGGAUUGUGCCUAUCGCCGACCCCACACAUCCCGCAGACGGGCAGUCCGGCUUGUUCGCCGCGAGACAGCUCCCCCCGGGAUCUCUCAUCUUACCUUACUACGGCGUGGUGCACUCUUCUUUACUUCCGCAUUGCAGGGCACAUGAGAAGUCGGAUUACGACCUUUGGUUAGACCGCGAUGGAGCACUGGCUGUUGAUGCAGAGAAAGCGGGCAAUGAGGCCCGCUUCGUGAAUGACUACAGGGGUAUUUCUGCGCGGCCGAAUAGCGAAUUUAAGGAGUGUUGGGAUUCGAGACGUGGCGAGAGGUGUAUGGCUGUCUUUGUUCUUCCUGCUGGGAAGAAUGCUGGGAAGAACGCCGGAAAGAAAGUCGGCGCGGGGAUUGGGAAGGGCGAGGAGAUACUCGUCAGCUAUGGAAAGGGGUUCUGGAGUAAAAGGAGAGAUGAACAUCAAGACAAUGGCGCACUUGAAGAUAAUAUCCCGUGAUUAACGCGAUGUCCCUUUUGCUAUCUAAACCAGCGUCCUAGAGCAUCAAGUUCUUUGGUUAAUGUUACGGACUUGACGUUAUUUGAUCAUCAAGGACUUCUUGGACUUUUAAAUAAGUCGGCGGUCAACGCGAGUAUCAUCUUAGAGGCAGCAAUACCUAGUGAAUAAAAAGUUGUCAUCAUA